AUGUCUUUCAAGCACCGUUUAUUUGCAGUCUUGUUGUAUUCUAUAUUGUCGCUCGAUUCUUUGCAUCAAGUUUGUUCACAGCUGAUAGUCGUUGACCCGCCAACCAUCGCUAGUGUCACGGCAAGUCCUCCGACCAAUGGCGUGUCUGGCGACUCUGUCUUCGCCAACGGGGACAGGAUCACCGUUCAGUUUGACAAGGAUACAGAUCUUGGAGGUUUUACUUCCGCUACGAUUCCGAAAGCUUCCGUCCUAUCACUCUUCAGCUUCUCAGUGCCUUUGGGAGCUGAUUACGAGGGAGUGUGGGAGACUGCUUCUAAGUUUGUUAUCACAAUCUUGGAUUGGCCGGGAUCAGGACCCCCGGAGGUAGGAGAGCCGUCAGGCCUGGUUGUGACGUGCAGGACGGACGGAGGAAGGGCGAUCCGCGUCGCGAGCCCAGCUCUGUCUGUAGCAUGCACAAGCUCGUCCCCGAAGAUGUUGGGCGACUUCGGCCCUGCUGUAGUCUCCUGCAUCUCUCUCACGGCUCGAGGAAACCCUACAGGGCUGGGCGACAGCAUUUACGGCAACGGAGUUGCGUUGAUCGCCAAGUUCAACAGGGAGACGAACUUGGCUGGCAGCAGCGCGAUUGGGAGCGUGAUGAGGAUGGAUAGGAUAGCUCCUUUCCUCUCGACGUCUUCCUCCAUCGGAAGGAACUACACAGCAAAGUUCACUGAUCGCUUCACUCUUGAGAUCAACGUGGUAGACGCGACCGGAGGCUUUGCAGAGGUUGAUGUCUUCACCGUGCGCUUCAUCGCAGAUCAAAGGUACGGGGUGAGAAACUUUCCUGCAGCCUGUGCGCCACUGGCAACAUCCUCCCCUACCCUUUCUGGGAACUUUGGUCCCUCCAACGUAUACAUCCUGUCGAUGCUUGCUUCAGAUCCCGACAACGCAGACGUCAUCUACUCCAUGGGCGAUAUCAUCACCAUCACUUUCAACCGCGACACCAACAUGGCCGGCUUUGCCUCCGGCGUUCUCCUCCCCCAAGAUCGUGUAGAGACUAUCUUCAACUUCUCCCAGUCUCUCGGAUCGUACCAAGGCAUCUGGAUCUCCCGCAAUGUCUUCAGAAUCACCGUUCUCAACACGACCUUCUCCUCGCCCCCCAAGAUCGGUGUCAUGACCGCAACCGUCAAACUCUCCGCAAACCUCCGCAACUUCCCUCCGACUGCUGCCCCCAGCACGGCGACUGCGAUCCUGGGAGGCAACUUCGGCCUCAUCGUUCCUCGCAUCCUCGCACUGACUGCCUCCGACCCGAAUGCUCGAGAUUCAGUGUACGCAGCUGGGGACCACGUCACUUUGACCUUCGACCUGGCGACGAACCGAGCAGGAAGGGGAAGUGCGACGUUGAGUCGAGUGCAGGUCGACUCUCUCUUCAUCUUUUCCCUCCCGCUAGGACGAGACUACCAGGGCACCUUUGCUGACGACAAAACUUUCGUCGUCACCGUCCUCGACGUCAACGGCAGCACGCAGCCCCUGCUAGGAAAGUUGACUGUGACGUGCAGAAACAACCAGUCGAACCCGAGCUCUCUCAUCCGCCUCGCGGACAACUCGGAAGGAGCUUGUUUCCAAGAAUCUCCCCUCCUGCAAGGCGACUUCGGCCCCUCCAAUAUCUCCUUCCUCGUUCAAGCACAGGCGUGGGCCAACAAGACGAUUCUCGGGCUCGACUCCGUGUACAUGCCAGGGGAUCAGAUCAUCGUUUCCUUUAGCGAGGACACCAACACAGGAGGGUUGCCGCUGGAUACUUGGAUCUACACGUCAGACCUCAACAGGAUGCUCUUCCUUUCAAGGAGCAUCGGGCAGGACUACAAGGCCAUGUGGACGACGAGGAGACGAUUCAUCAUCACCAUCGUCUCCGUCACAGGAGCGCAGUAUCCUCUCCCUGACUUCCUCAAGAUCGGCUUCACAAACUUCUCCGAUAUCCGCAACUAUCCUCCUCAGUGUGCUCCUCUAACCGCAAGCACUUCCGUCAUUCUUCGAGGUGACUUUGGACCCUCCACCAUCACCGUCGUCAGCGUCGUGGCCAAAGACCCGACCGAUGCUUCGUCUCUCUACACCAACGGGGAUACCAUCAUCAUCACUUUCAACCAAGACACCAACUACGCUGGUCUGGCUGGAGUUGCGAUGACAAGGGCGCAGGUGGACAACCUUUUCAGCUUCUCUCUUCUCCUGGGGUUGGACUACCGGGCCUCCUGGAACGAUGCUCGCUCCCUCACCAUCUUCAUCUCUGACGCCACAGGAAGCUCUCCUCCGACUAUCGGUGACAUGUACGUCUCCGUCAAGGCUCAGGGGAACCUCCGGAAUGCCCAGGGCUCCUCUGCUCCCCUUGAUCGCUCCUUCCCGGACGUCAGGCUGUCAGGAGACUUCGGGCCCUCGAACAUCCUCAUCAUCUCGUUCAGAGUGGAGGAUCCUUACAACUUAGAUGAGGUCUACGGAGUUGGGGACACGUUCUACAUCACCUUCUCGAGAAAGACAAAUCAAGGAAAUCUCCCAACUUCGCUGAACAAAACUCAGAUCGACGCGUUCCUUUCCUUCUCAAACUCCAUCGGCGCCAACUACUCAGGGGAGUGGCAGCAAGACAGCAGCGUCGUCAAGAUCACCAUCCUCAACAUCUCCGGAGCUCAGCUUAAGAUAGGAACUACUCGCGUCUCCGUCCUCCCCAGCGGGAACAUCCGCAACUUCCCUCCUACCUGCAGAGCCAGCUCGGCUACUUCUCCUCCUCUCUCUGGAAACUUUGGGCAGACUAUCCCCUACAUCACUGUGGUGAGGGGGCAGGAUCCGACGGGUAUCGACGAGGUGUACGGUUUCCUGGAUAUGAUUAUAUUACGUUUCUCGGAGCCAACCAACCAGGCCGGAUACACGACCAACAGCAGGAUAACUAACGAAGUUAUCCUUUCAAUGUUCGACUUUUCGCAGAACUUGGGCUCUGUCUUCGGUUCCUGGGACUCCAGUACUCAGCUCACACUGACCGUCGAGAGCAUCGCCGGCGCCUCUCCUCCCUCCAUCGGAGAUCUGACGGUCCGCUGCAAGGGACCCUUCCAGCCUCCUUUCUCUCCUCCGUCCGGCCUCGUGCUCGACUCCACCUACGUGCCCAUCACGAAGCUGACGGGGUCGAAACCUUGCUUCCGUUACUCUCCUCCUCUCACUGGCGACUUUGGGCCCUCCCUCAUGGUCAUUACCUCCCUGUUCGGGUCAAGCUCGGUCCCACCUGACACCUACUUCGGACCCAACGAUCGCAUCCAAGUCACCUUUAGCGAGAGCACAAACUUGGGAGGCUACAGCAUAGGAAGCACGCUCUCAAAGCAGCAAGUGGAUACCAUUUUCAUCUUUUCUUGCCCAAUAGGAGCAGACUACCAGGGGUCAUGGAGCGACAGGCAAACGUUCGUCAUCAACAUGAUAAACACACAAGGGGCCUGCGAUCCUAUCAUCGGCCAGUUCUCCCUCAAGGUCAACGCCUCCGGAAACAUCCGCAACUUCCCGCCGCAGUCCGCCCCCAACACCGCCACCUCUCCUCCUCUCCAGGGAGACUUUGGACCCUCUCCUCUCACCAUCCUCGCGGUAGUUGCUGAGCGAUCUGCCGUCCUCGACGACACCUACAGCAACGGCGAUACCCUCACCUUCCUCCUCAGUCACAACACAGACCAGGCAGGGCUGCCGCAGCUCGUGAGCCAGUACGAGCUGGGAAGGCUCUUCUCCUUCAACCUCUCCCUCGGUCUCUUCUACUACGGCCUCUGGGUUGACACCAAGACUCUCCGCAUCGUAGUGCAGGAUGCUACUGGCGCCGCUCCUCCCUCUCUCGGCUGCUCUCCUACCGCUCUUGCAUGUGUAGGAGAGCAGAACACGUUCAUCGGAUCCUUCAAGGCAUCAGGGAACCUGCGUAGCAUGCCCAAGAUCACUGCUCCUGUGGUUGCCAGCACCCCAAAACUCAAUGGCUCCUUUGGCGUUUCCCUACUGACCAUCAGCUCCGUCUCGGCGAUUGCCGGAGAUCAGAACGGGCAGUUCACCUCCUCGGACAAGAUUGAGAUCCUAUUCGACCGCCCAACCAACAAGGGCUUCCUCCCGGACAACUGCACACAAGAGCUGAUCGACAACCUCUUCUCCUUCAGCGUUCCCAUCGGCAGGGCGUACUCCGGGCUCUGGCUCACCCGCUCCCUGCUCCGCCUCAUCAUCCUCGACCCCCUCGGCAGUGGCCCCCCACCAUCGGAAACUUCCGGGUCACGCCUGCGGGCAUUCGAUCCCACCAACGCCAACUCCGUCUACUCCAACUCGGACGCCAUCGAGAUCCUGUUCUCCGCUGACACCGACAGAGGUCAGCUGUUCUCGACCUGGAGCAAGCUUCGCAUCGACCAGACCAUGCAGUUCUCGCAGUCUCUCGGCGCCAACUACAGCGGGCAGUGGAUGAACUCCAGGAUUUUUCGUAUCACCAUCCUCGAUGCUCGAGGAGCGGCUCCUCCGGUCCUCGACAUCCUGACCGUCCGAGUUCGCCCCUGCGUCUCCUACAACGUCAUCUCAGGAUACUGCGAGGAGAACUUCGACUACUGCGCGCAAUGCGCCUGCUGCCUCGGAGAUAUCAGAACAUCGCCGCGCACCAGCGCUCCUAUCGUUGCCUCAUCGCCGACUCUUAUCGGAGACUUUGGGCCCUGUGCUAUCUACAUCAUCAACAUCACAGCGUUCGAUCCCGGCCAGGACGACAGCAUCCUCAAUGAAGGAGACGCGAUCAUGGUGUUCUUCUCCGAGACGACCGACCGAGCAUGUGGCAAGCUCUACAAGAACUCGACCUGUCUCGACCGACGCAUGUCAAAGUCUCAAGUUGACGCGUUCCUCUCCUUCUCGCAGACCAUCGGCCUUGACUACGAGGCUGUGUGGGUAGACGGGAGCAGGCUACGGAUCAACGUCCUCAACGCUACAGGAGGAGUUGCCGUCCCUUCCCGCCUUGUCAUCUCUAUCCCUGCCUCCUCCAACCUCAGGAAUUAUCCUCCCAACUGCCUCCCCCGCAAUAUAGAUUCUCCGACGCUGCGGGGGAAUUGGGGCCAGCCAGCACCAUUCAUCCUCAACUUUACAGCAGCAAGUGGCGGCAACGACUCUGUCUACGGCAACGAGGACAAACUCAUCAUCGACCUGUGCGUUCCCAUCCGUCGUUACGUUUGUGCAGGAACCAAUCAAUUCCAGUUGCCCCUGGGGGUACCUCUCCCCAAGAGCACAGUCCUGAAGAUGUUCUCCUUCUCUCAGGAGCUGGGAACAGACUUUCAAGGGCAGUGGGAGACUGACAGGCGUUUCGUUGUCACUGUGCUGAACUCCUCCCAGUCGCUUCCUCCCCAAGUCUACCAACUGACCGUCUCCGUGCUACAUGAAGGAAGCUGCACCUGCGACGAUAGCCUGUGUACCUCCUACACCUGCGGAGCCAGCGGUUUCUUCCUCCGUGAUACGGCCCAGAAAUCGAUCUUCUCGUCCUCAGUAUCGAGGGGGAUAAGGGGGGGCUGGGGAAACAACUCCUUGAGAAUCAUUGACCUUGAAGCAAGGGACGCCUCUGGCAACAACAUGCAGCUCGAACCGUACAAGUCUUAUCAGGCAGGAGACACGAUCACCGUUACCUUCAGCGGGCCAACGAACUAUGGGAGGGGCCCCCCAGGCUGCGUACUCGAUCAGGAGCCAUGGCCAGGAGAGCAGCAAACGGCAAACUUUACCUGCAGCACAAACUCUCCCUCUUUCCUCUCCAGAGACGAUCUGCUCGGUCUCUUCACGUUCUCCCAGUCACUAGGGGCGAAUUUCUCCGGCCGAUGGCUCUCCCGCUCCAUUCUCAUCAUCACCGUCCACAACGUCUCCCUUGCUUCCCCCCCGGGGAUCGGCCGCCUCUUCCUCCUCACCAAGGCAGCUGGCGACCUCCGCAACUUCCCGGUCGCCUCCUUCCCAGCUGAGAUCUCCUCUCCUCCUCUUCGAGGGGCGUUCGGCCCUUCCUCCGUCCGAAUCGUUCGAAUGCUCGCGCGAGAUCCCACCAAUAAGGACGAGCUGUACAGCUCGGGAGAUAGGAUCGUCCUCACCUUCAACCAACCGCUCAACGUCCAGGUGGGCUCCAUGCUGAGCAAGGAGGAGGUGGACGCUUCCUUCCUCUUCUCCCAGCGCCUCGGAGCGAACUACCGGGCAAACUGGUCCUCCUCCUCCGAGCUCAGCGUCGAGGUCCUCGACGCUACAGGCGCCAGCCCUCCUGUCCUCUCCGCAGCCUACACACCCGACGGAGCUCUGCUCUACCCCAAGAGGGCUGCGAGUGGCUUCCAGGUGCAGUGGACGGAGAAUUGCGACUCGGUGAUGUGUCCAGCUGCCUCAGUGCUCAGGUACCAGAACUUCCAAGAGGAGCUAGCAGCAGAGGAGAGGUUGAACCGUCUCAAGUUUCUCGAGCUCCAGCCCAGCAGCUACUACUCCGACGUUCUCCCAUGCAGCUACAGGCCGCAAACUCAGACCAACGUCUCUCAGAUCUCGCUCUCCUUCGCAGGAGUUGACAUCUUCAACAUCUUUUGGGUGGCCCUCUCCUCCUCCUCCAACCUGAGAGAUCAGAGUCAGACUGAGGUCCCUUCAACCUUUGCCAGCAUCUCCGGAAACGCCUCCGGCCUCGUUGGCAAGCCCAUCCUCCUCCAAGACGUCCUCGUCCCCCUCACUGGCGACUUCGGACAGUCCAGGAUGACAAUCUCCCAGCUCCGCAUCGGCAGCUUCGACAACCUCGAUGACGUCUACGGAGCUGGUGAUCAUAUCACCGUAACUUUCUCAGAGGAUACAAACCUUGCUCACCUAGACGCGAUAGACAUCCCUCGGGAGCAGGUGAACGCACUUCUCCGCUGUGAGACGGAGCCAGUCUUGGAGCAAGUGUCCAUCCCUGCAAGGUUCUGCAGAACCAUCGCUGUUGUCAACCCUGGAAGUCAGCAGAGCAGCAAGCUGGGGAUGUACCAGAUGCAGACCAGCACGCUGGAUGGGAUGCCAUACUACAAGCAGCAGGGAGGAUCGAACUACAUCUUCUCCUACUGCAACCUGAAGCACAGGAUCGAUGUCUCCUGCCCCCGGUGGCAUAUCGGAGCAAGAGUCGGCUCUGUCGCCGCCGGCCUUUACGCCAGCUCCUCCUCGACGACCCUCGACGCCUCCACCAUACCCGCUGGUGCAUGGAGAGAGUGGAACGGCACAGACUGGGUCACAUCGAGAGUUCAAGUCCUCUGCAACGAUGAUGGGAGUGUUGCCAUCAACUCCUCCUCCUCCUCCUCCUCCUCCUCCUCCUCGUCCUACGUCGAUGUUGACUCCAUUGCUGCUUCCUGCGACUGGCUUGGCUCCAACUACAGCGGCAGGUGGCUGAGCCGCAGCCAGCUGGUAAUCACGGUUUUGAACGCGACGGGAGUGAACGGAGGGUACGACAAGACUGCCGCUCUCUCGUGCACUCCCCGUCCUGCCUGCGCAGUCAAGUCCAUCAAUUCUCCUCAGCUCGGAGCGUUCUACGUCUCCGUCAAGGCAAGCUCCUACCUCCGCAACUUCCCUCCGACGUCCGGGCCGGUGGGGGAGACUGUGUAUGUUUCGUCCCCGAAGCUGGUGGGAGAUUACGGCCUUCUCUUCCCUCAGAUCACCAGCAUCGUUGCCAGCAACCCCAACACCCAGCAGAGCGUCUACUCGCCCGGUGACGUCAUCACAGUCUACUUCAACCAGGCGACAGACAUGGCCAAGUUUGCCCCUUGCGACUCCUCUGCUAUCCUGAGCUCAACGUCAUCUGACAACCAAUGCUGCUCGUUCCCCGUGUGCGACUGCCCCGUCCUCUCCAAGGAAGAGGUCGACUCUCUCUUCGACUUCUCCGACUCCCUCGGCUCCAACUACACAGGAAGGUGGCUCAACAAGGCCAAGGAGUUCGAGAUCACCGUGCACAACACGACUGGCGCAGCUCCUCCUUCUAUCGGCCACUCCAUCAUCAUCUCUGUGACCUCUAGAGGACGAGCCAUCCGGUCUGCAGACAGCUCCUCCGAGCCCUCGAGCAUGAAAUCUCCUCCUCUCAACGGGAGCUUCGGCCCUGCAGACGUCCGGAUUCUACAGCUGGUAGCGCAGGACCCUGUCAACGUUGACCCGUCGUACAAUCCGGGGGACACAAUCGUCGUGCAGUUCAACAGGGAUACAAACUUGGGAGAUCUGCCAGAGCAAGGGAUCAGCAGGAAGCAGAUUGACAACUUGAUCUCUUUCAACCUUCCCAUCGGAACGAAUUACACCGGCUCUUGGGUGUCCUGCAGCAAGUUGAAGAUCACAGUAGAGAACGUGACAGGAGCAGCCCCGCCCGUGAUUGGCUACCUAACUGCUCGUAUUCUUCCUACCGGCAACCUCCGCAACUUCCCCAGCGCCUCCUCCCCCAGCUCCGAUCAGUUCGCCGGAUUCCUCUCGGGAGAUUUCGGACCUCCUGCCAUCGAGUUCACUGACGUCCGCGCCUUCGACAGCGGCAACGGGACCGGAAGGUACGAGAGGGGAGACUACAUCCUUCUCCAGCUCAACGAGCCUUGCGAUCAAGGAGGUCUCCCCCAGUACCUCUCAAAGCAGCAGCUCGAUCAGCUCCUCAACAUGUCACAGAGCCUAGGAAAGAAUUACUCAGGAGAAUGGCUGGACAUCCAAGAAUGGAUCCCUUCAGUCGGCACAGGCGUUCUUCCUGCCUUCUCCUCCUCCAGCGCUAUCAGGAUCACAAUUCUCGACCCUACCGGCGCUGCUCCUCCCACCGUCGACACCUUCCGUGUUGCCUUCAGGGCCAGUGCCAACGUUCGCAACAUCCCACCAGUCUGCCGUCCGUCCGUGAAAACGUCUCCUCCUCUCACAGGAAACUUCGGGCAGACCAACAUCCGCAUCACCUCGCUCUCAGCUCGCUACAACCAGACCUGUGUUGGAGGCUGUGACGCCGUCUACGGCAACGGGGAUAUGAUCGACAUCGCCUUCUCCGAGGACGUCACCUUCUGCUACCCUUCCUGCUCCUGCUCCGACCCAGCAGACAACUCUCCUUACUGCCCGCGUCCUCUCGACGAGUACGUGAGGCAAGAAGUGCUCGAGCAAGCGUUCGAGUGGUCGCAGCGUCUCGGCGCUUCCUACUACGGCAGGUGGCUGAGCAAGAGCAGUCUCCGCAUCAUCAUAACCAACGCGUCUGGCGCGGACCCCCCAGCUGUAUACCAGCUGCAAGUCAAGGUGACGCCUCGGGCUCAGAUCAAGAACUUUCCUCCUACAGGCAACUACUCUAUCCCCCUCUCGGAUACUCUCUGCUCGAACGAGAGGCUGGCUGGCUCGCUGACCUGCGGCUUCGGGCCAGGGGACGUUGAAAUCGAGCGAGUCGUGGCUGUCCCGUACACCAUGGACAUCGAGUACCCGGGGAAGAUCUCGGCCGGGGACAAGAUCCUUGUGCAGUUCAACCAGCCGACAACUCGCGGGAGCCCCAUGCUCUGCGUCGGGGGGACGCGCGACGGCCUCGCUUGCUCGAGCAUCCUCGACGACACGACCUGCCGAGACCGAUACAUCGACCCUUUGACCCGCCUGCCUGUGCUGCUGAGCACCGGAGGAACCUGUACCUUCUCUCCCCUCCCCAAGUACCAGAUGCUCAAGAAGGAGAUCGUGGACGCGCUCUUUGACUUUAGUGUCCCUCUUGCUGUGGACUACGAGGGCCAGUGGGAGGACGCCUGUGCCUCCACUAGCGCAUGUGACGUGGCGGGGAGCCCGGAGGAUCGCGUUUUCGCUAUCACGAUUCUCGAGGUGGACCACACGAGCAUAGACCGAGGUCUCAUUCGCACUCCGUCCGUGGGAUGCGGAGCAUGCGUGAAUGCAUACGAGUUCCGCGUCACCAUCAAGGUCAGCGGGGACCUGAGAAACGUUCCUGCUGCCUGUAUCCCUCAGAAAUCUUUGUCUCCUCCCUUGGAAGGAUCCUUCGACAAGCCUGUGAUCCAGAUCGACUGGAUCAUCGCUGACGAUCCUGGCAACCGCAACAGCUGGUACUCACCAGGAGACACUAUCACCAUCGUCUUCAAUCAGCCGACAAACCUGGCAGGCCUCUACCCAACCAACAUCCCCAAGUCGCAGAUCGACUCUCUGUUGAUCUUUAGUGAGACCAUUGGCGCUGACUAUACAGGGGCAUGGCAAUGCCGGUACAGCUCCAAGGAACUCUGCAAGUCUUGGGAGAUCUACCAGGACGGUGCCAACGUCGUGAACUUUUCUCGGUGGGCUCUUGAGAUCACGAUCAAGAGCAUCGCAGGCAUCCGUAACCUCAACAAGUGUAUUGACCAGAUCAACGGCUGUGAAGAAGCCUCGGUCGACCUUGGGACCUUCACAGUUUCUCUCAGAGGGACUGGGCCUUACCUGGACUGGGCCUCUCCCUUUGCCGGGAGUGGGCCGGGGAUCAGGAACUUCCCUGCGCAGAGUGCAGCGAGCACGUUCAGCAAGAGGGGACUGUCGGGCCAGUUCGGAAGGAGGAUCGAAGUGUAUGACGUCAUCCCAAAGCAGAUCCCCGUCCUCGGAGCCUUCAUCACCAUCGUAGGACGCGGCUUCGGGUCCAACCCCAACAUCAUCUCUGUCUCAGUAGGGAAGCAGGUUAUCAGCGGGGUGAGCAUGCCGAACGGGUACACCUCACCCGUCCCACUACGGGUGGGUCAGGCGCUAGUGGUCAUGGCGCCGGUAGGGAGCGGGUCGAGAGGGCUAGAGGUCAUCGUGUCGAUCAGAUAUGAGUUCUCUGCGGAGACCUUCACUGCCCGAUGCCCGACAGUCAUCUUUUAUGCUCCUCCUGAGAUCACCAGGGUGACUCCUGACCGCCUGACCCUCGCGCGCUCGCAAGCUUUCGACGUCAGCCGAUACCUGAUCACUAUCUCGGGACGAAACUUCGGGCUGGGACCUCCGCUCCUGCCCUACCCCAAGGUUUUCUUCAGGGUGCAAGGAACAGGAGCUCAACAGUGUUCCAACCUCACCAUCGUGUCUGACAUGCAGCUCAUUUGCGUGCUCGCAGUCAACCCGACCGUGCGAGUCGCGUCGGAGCGAGCAGACCUCGUCGUCUCCUUGGACGAUCAAGCUGCCACCCUCGUCAACGCCGUCACCUAUGGGCAGGUCCCGUCCUUCUGGACUCACUGCAGGCCGGAGCUGACGAGCGCGUGCUUCUCGUGCUGCGAGCUCUACUGCAUGGAAGACGUCUACAGCACGGGGGAAGAGGUGAACUCACAGUUCAUGCACGGCCAGUGUCACCUAAGUUGUCAUGCCUUCUGCGGGUUUGCCCGCCUUGUCGAUGAAUCGGAAAGUAGCUGA
This is a messenger RNA of Guillardia theta CCMP2712, 11298 nucleotides long. RefSeq lists its product as hypothetical. The coding region runs from base 1 to 11298 and encodes 3765 amino acids. The transcript is spliced from 20 exons. The record is from RefSeq and is a predicted model, not a curated record. Lineage: Eukaryota; Cryptophyceae; Pyrenomonadales; Geminigeraceae.